UAAAUACAGCCUCGCUCUCUCAUGGUUUCUCAUUCGUCAACGUUUGCGCAAUUAGCUCUGAGAGAGAGAGAGAGAGAGCGCUGAGAUUGUGUGCGCCACAGAACACGAACGAAGUAAAGACCUCUCAUAUCAAUGGCCACCAAAGUCUAUAUUGUGUACUAUUCUAUGUAUGGACACGUAGAGAAACUAGCAGAACAGAUAAAGAAAGGGGCUGCCACUGUUGAAGGUGUUGAAGCAAAACUAUGGCAGGUUCCCGAGACACUACACGAUGACGUUCUCAGCAAAAUGAGUGCUCCACCAAAGAGUGAUGUCCCAAUCAUUACACCUGGUGAACUUGCAGAAGCUGAUGGGUUUAUUUUUGGCUUCCCCACAAGAUUUGGGAUGAUGGCUGCUCAAUUCAAGGCAUUUCUCGAUGCUACUGGGGGUCUAUGGAGAACACAGCAGCUUGCAGGCAAACCCGCUGGAAUCUUCUAUAGCACCGGAUCCCAAGGCGGUGGACAGGAAACUACUGCGUUGACCGCCAUUACCCAGCUGGUUCACCACGGAAUGAUCUUUGUGCCCAUUGGGUACACGUUCGGAGCUGGCAUGUUUGAGAUGGAAACAGUGAAAGGUGGAAGCCCUUAUGGUGCGGGGACAUAUGCCGGUGAUGGCUCAAGACAGCCAACAGAGCUCGAGUUGGAGCAGGCUUUCCACCAAGGGAAGUACAUUGCUACCAUAACAAAGAAGCUCAAGGGAUCUGCUUGAUUUCUAUUCAAAACAACAAUACUGUUUGGCAUUUUUACAUAUAUUUUUUUUCCACUUCUAGCAUUUCAAUGUUCUAUUUCUUUGUGCUUGCAGAAGAUUAUUGUUUGCCUUAUUGGAUAUAAGCGAUUUAUGUGUUUACUCAUUAUAGUGGUUUUUAUCAAUGAUAAAAGUGUGUUUAUUGUUUCUUGUGA
This is a messenger RNA of Camellia sinensis, 935 nucleotides long. Its product is annotated as NAD(P)H dehydrogenase (quinone) FQR1. Gene Ontology annotation, cellular component: membrane. The record is from RefSeq and is a predicted model, not a curated record. Lineage: Eukaryota; Viridiplantae; Streptophyta; Magnoliopsida; Ericales; Theaceae. Gene Ontology annotation, molecular function: FMN binding; NAD(P)H dehydrogenase (quinone) activity.